Acanthopagrus latus (yellowfin seabream) is the source of this 4505-nucleotide messenger RNA. RefSeq lists its product as uncharacterized. The transcript has 2 exons. NCBI's taxonomy places the organism in Eukaryota, Metazoa, Chordata, Actinopteri, Spariformes, Sparidae. Bases 937 to 2295 code for a protein of 452 amino acids. The record is from RefSeq and is a predicted model, not a curated record.
CAGCCUCAUACCUUGCCCACCCUCCCCUGUCCUCUCCCCUCCUCCCCCCGCUGUGGGGAGGUCGGGACUCCCUCUUUUAUCGCUGCUGCCGUGCAGCGGUCCGUCAGUGUGCCAGCAGUCCGCGCAGAGCGCAGAGCGCAGCGCCACGCUGAUCAUCCCGCCUGUCACACGGAGGACCUCCGCACCUUCACUGGAUUUCAAAGCCGACAGGAGCGGAUAAACCUGAGCCGAGCAAGGUGAGGUGAGGACAAGGACAAGAUCUGCAUCUGCCCCAUCUGUCCAUCAACGAACCAAGUGCCUUGGUGCCGGCCACCCUCAGGUCACCUCAACCACGACGGGGCGCCAAACAAUAUAAGUCUUGACCCGGGGUCCCCCAGACGGCCUGCACAAAGCAAAUAUUUGAGGCCAUUAUAUCUCAUUUCUCCCGGCAGUCGUCGCUGAAAAGAUCAACAGUGAAGGGUGUUGUUGGGAGACGGAAAGAGAGAAGAAAAAGUGGGGGAGGAAAGAAGUAACCCUUUCAAAGUGCACCCCGCCUGCUAUUUCUGCUGCGCUGUGGGCAGGGAGCGUCUCAUUUUGGAGUGCUCUUGGCUGACAAAAAAAGGACUUCCCUGUGCCCUGCCUGCCUAUUCAAAUGCCUGUGUAAAUACUGGAUAGAGAUAUCAAUUUGUCUGGGCUCUAGCAUCGCCCAACAAAGAGACUGGAAGCUAUCUAUAGAAGACCUUACAACAAACUUGGACUCUGUGGUCUCCUGAAUUGCUACCUAUCUAUUACCCGUAAAGGAGGAUUCAAAAGCUGUGAGAACAGGAAUGCCCAGAACACUUAGAAGCUUUCACUUGGUUUGAAAUCUUCACAGGGCCAAGAACUGCUCUCGGAGGGACGCCAGAAGCUGAUUUGGGAGCUGCAGUUUUGAUGUCGUUCCCAGCUCAGUGAAUCAACAUGAAGCCCCUCACGCCAAUUGGAUCGCCCUCUCCUCUGAGGCUCCUCAACAAGGGUCCAGACUACCUGCGCAGGCAGAUAGAUUGCGGAAGCCAAGGCCGCUCAAUAAGUGCUGUGGAGAGACUUGAGGCAGACAAAGCCAAAUAUGUGAAGAGCCAGCAGGUGAUCAACACCAAACAGGAGCCUGUACUGGUGCCCUGUGCCACGCCACCUCCACAGCCCCGGCGAGCCAUCUCUGUCCCAGGUAGUCUGACGCCUCAUCUUCCUCCACGGCGUUCAUCCAACACUCCCUUCUCAACUCUCUCCGGCUCCUUCACCUCAAGAGAUGAAAAUGAAAACGAUGACUCCAGGAAGGAGAACAGACGGACCUCCGUUGACGUCGAGGCACAUAACAGGAGCAACGUGAAGAAUGCGAUGCCUCCCAUCCCCAAGACUCCUGGAAAUCUCAGCCUGGUAGCGCCACACAGUGCGCCUGUGCUCAGAAGAAGUACAGGCAAGCGCAUGCUCCGGCCGGACUCCCUCCUGAUUUACAGGCAGAAGAAAGAGUGCAAGAGCCCCAGUGUUGCAGCAAUUGGAGAGAACGGCAACAUGGAGGUGAAGGGCUACAGCUUUGUCCGUCGCCUCUUCCAGGGCUCCAUGAGGGAGAAAAGUGGGGGAGGCGAGGGCAGAAUCCAGAAGAUGGUGAUCGGUGAAGAGAAAGCACCAUCGCGGGACGGCGACUCCCGCAUGUCGUGGACCAAUGACAAAGACGCUCCAGAUGGUGGGCCAGGGAGCAGGAGGUCGAGUAAAACAGACCAAGAACGCAGCCCGGGGUCGAUCCCCAGCCCUGGGUUGAGCCCAAGGCUUGAACGAACAAAGAAUGGAUUUACAAAUGGUACCAGCGAUGGAGUUAAUGGUAUCACCAACAGCAACCACUCAGGUGAUCAUGAUGAUGAGAAUGACCCAUGGAGGCGGGCGUCUCCCCCGCCUGUACCCAGACGGAAGUUUGGGGAGCUGCAGCGCUCUAAGUCGGACUUGCGCCUGCGCUGCUCGGCGGCGUUAUCCGAGCAGGAGCAUUUCUUUGACUUCUGCGGGCUGGACGGGGACAUGAUUGAGCGUCUGGGUCGAGAGAACUUCCUCUCCGGCGCCAGCUCCAUAGACACACUGUCAUUGGCCCUCCGCAGCGUGGGCGGGGACGGCUGCGGCGGCUCCGAGCCCAGCGAGUUCUCCCGGCACUCGGGAGACGGGCUGUUUCAGGAGGAGCUGACCGAGCAGCUUCCCACCGGCGUGUCGAUCAUUGAGAGAAACGCUCGGGUCAUCAAGUGGCUUUACGGGUGUAAGAACGCUGCUCGAGAGGGACCCAAAGAGUCUACUGUUUAAUAAAAGGGACAAGGAACCAUUUGCCAUGAACAGCAGAGAGUCUGAAGGUUUCUGAUAAGAAAUUAAAUCAGGGGAUCCGUACAUCUGUCCCCAGAGAUAAGAAACUAAUCAGUGAAAUCACCCGGUGUAGCAGCGUUUCCCGUCGUGCAGAUAUUUGCUGCUGAAACUCACCAUAAACCUAAAGUCAAAGCAUUGAAUCGUCACUGGAUUGUACUUGAAUUUCAAAAACUACAUUCAGUAUUAGCUCGCAGCAUUGCUUUGAUGCCUCACAGAAGAAAAAAAGUCGCUGAAUGACACCGACUUUGGGUUCGUUUCAGCUGUUAAUGUCUGCACGUAGGGUUGUUUCGUGGCACAUGAUUACCUUUGGUCCCUCGUCUUCAACUCCAAAGAAACUGUUUCCUCAAAUGAGCGGACAAUAACUGCCUCUAGUUAUCUCCUGUCAAAUUGAUAUGUUGUAUUUAUAGAUCCUAUGGAAGUAUUGUGUGGGUAUAGACUGACCUUACUGGCAAAUGGAACCAUUUCUCCAAGCAAAAUGUUUUGUCAUCUGUGUAUGUAUGUGUGUGUGUUUGUGUGUGUGAUUGUGUUUGGAGUGAACGUCGAUGUCCUCUCCAUUUGUAGCUUUUGUUUCAGUCGAGCCGGAUUCAGAACUGAGCUGAAAUCAGCCCCCAUGUGAGCCCAUCACAAGGCACAUAAGUGUAUGUUCGUCAGGACACAGCGGACACAGUGUCAGCGUCCUUGACACCGACACUCUCACUUAAUGAUUAAAUUAAAAUGGAAAACCACUAAGCUAUGUUUUUUUUCUAAACUGGAAAAACUGUUGUGCGAGUGUGAAGUGAACCGUGAGUACCUCAUUCGGAUCUGUCCCAGUUUAGUUUGUGUUGCUUUUUUUCUUUCUUUUUUUUUUUUACUUAAACGCAGGCGUUGGAACAAACAUGCGAGGCACCCCUGUGGGGUUGUUAAUGCACUGAACUGGACAGAGAGACAGAGACAGAGAGAAAAUAAACGGUAGAGAUGUAGCUUUUUACUCCUGAUGGAGAUUCAUCUCAUAUAACAUUAAACACUGAGCUAGAUUCAAAGGAGCAUCGAGGCGGAGGAAGACAAGGAGAGUCGUGCCUGGCCAGUCAUUUUUAAUUUUCAUCUCAUUGUCUCAUCUCUAACGAGGGUCAAUUCUCACACACUAUACACUGACCAAUCAUAACAUGUGACACAGGUAUUGAUUACCAUGCUAAUGUUAAGUGUUCACAUCUGUGAAACCUGCGGCGAUGACAAACGGGGGAAGAUUCCUGGGAGAGCAAAACUGGUAAAAGAAUAUUUCUCACAAAGAAGUUUCCAACAAUUAGAAAAAGAUUAAAUAAAAUAAUACGUUCACCUCCAAAAGUGAAAGGAGCUCAGCAUGUCAAGGCCUUGCAGCUGAAAUGUUUUGGGAUGUCACUUUCACCAUCUGGCAGUUUGCGGACGUCUAACCUCCCCAGCUGGCUCAGUCAGCCCCAUCAAAACAAGCCGAAGCCGCCCCUCCUUCCUGUGAUAAGCAGAGAUCCUACCUCACCUCAUCCAUCCUUCAGUGAUUCUCGCUUUAUCUCCAUGAAAGGUCAUUUCCAUCGCUUUGGCCUGGACUGAAACAUGAACUGGGGGUCUGCCGAGGUAUGCGAGAGGUCAGACCGAGAGGUAUUACUGAACACGAGGGCACGAUCUAUCUGUGCAUGUGAUAAAUUAACACAACUACUUGCAGCUUUGAUACGUUUUUUGCUUUUCUGUGAUUAGCGUCAGCAUGGCACACGCUCCCGAAAACUCCCUCGACCGGACUUUGUUUUGGUUUUCUAUAUUGCCCCCGUUUUAACAAAACAUUUGGUUGCAUGUUUACAAAGUGGCUCCAUAAAACUCUGAAUCUCUUGUUUUUAUUUGAUAUAUAUUUGAGAGAUUCAGUUUUUAUUCCAAAGACAUUUGUGUAUGAUGUACACAGCAAAUAAACACAAAGAAAGAAAUGUUGGUGUGAGGCUCAUUUAUUUGUGGUCUUUGUCGUGUUUUGGGGGUGAAAAUAAUUUGUGCACAUAUAGUGUCAAACAAAAGGUUUGGUGGAUAAAUCUUGACGCAUGAAAUGAUGAAAAUCCAGCUGUGAGUUGGUCAUUCUCUAAUCUUCUUAGCGGUUAAUGGUCGACUGAGUCUGUGUUGUGACGCCGUCCCGUCCUUGACUCCUCGCUGCCUCCCUCCAC